This is a messenger RNA of Lineus longissimus, 760 nucleotides long. RefSeq lists its product as uncharacterized. The record is from RefSeq and is a predicted model, not a curated record. The coding region runs from base 250 to 561 and encodes 103 amino acids. NCBI's taxonomy places the organism in Eukaryota, Metazoa, Nemertea, Pilidiophora, Heteronemertea, Lineidae. The transcript has 5 exons.
UUCGAAAAAGACGCAGCAUUCAGAGGCAUCACUGGUGGAUUUGAGUCUGCAGUAACCACACCUAUAAAGGCUACAGCAGCAGUCUCCCUCCCUGCUACAUUACCUGAUCUGGCUGGUUGGACUCCUGUAAAUCAAGCUGCAGAUGUUGAUGUCGACUGCUCAGAUGCAGUGGUUGUGGCAACCUUUGAUCGUCAACCACACGAAACACACAUAGAGGGAGCCACAAUAAUUCUUGAUUCUCAACAGACGAUGACAGCCACUGCAAUGACUGCCCCAAAAUCUCCAGCCAAAAAGAAGGCCAAACUGUGCAAAGUCACUGGUGCCAGGAAAGCACAUGCGAAGGGUCUGCUGACAGACGCCAUGUGCCGACAGAAGACUCAGCAGGAUGUAUUUAACAUGCAGCUUGAGGUCCUUGAGGCAACUCUUGUUACGCAGAAGGCCACAACACGUACUCAGGAAGUUCUUCAGAAAGAGGCUGGCCUUCGAAUAGAAAAGCUACAGCUGGAGAUUGCUCUGCUGAAGGAAAAGGAGUUCUUGGGUCUGUCGGGCAUUGAACUGUAAAUUUAUGUGUAAAUAGUAUCUAUGUUUAUAGGAUUUGAAUUUUUUAGAUAUUAAAUAUAUUAAAUAGUAAAUAUAUAGUAAAUAUCAAGUUAUUUAAAACACAAAGGGAAUGUAUCAAAAUUAGAAGCUACAGUGUCAGUGACAUGAUGAAAAUGUUAUGGUAUAUUUCUUACGCGAGUGUUGAUUAUGCAAUACAUAA